AUGGAGCCCGAUGAAUACUACGAAAGUAUCGAAUUACACAUUAGAUGGUCAGACAGACAAGAUUUGAUCUUAAAUGUAUCACCGGAAGAAACAAUAUACGACAUCAAGCAGAAGAUUCGGCAAUCGUCAAGUAGGAGCGAAAAUAAAUAUAUUCGAUUAAUUCACAAUGGACGAGUGUUAGAAGAUGCAAAGCUGUUAAAGGAAUAUGGUGUUGGUAAAAUAAAUAUUACGGAUUCGAAAGCCAAACUAGAGCCGCCUGCACCAGUGUAUUUCCAUUGCUCACUGUCUGACUACACACCUGAAACACCAAGCUUAAAAAAUAAUCAACCUCAAAUGAUUCCACCUACAGGCUUUGAUAGAUUAAGAGAAUCAGGUUUUACAGAGGAAGAUAUCCGGAAUAUCAGAACUCAAUUUCACCGACUACAUGGCACACCAUUUGAUGAAGGACCAACAGAAGAGGCACGGAAUUUGGAGGAACAGUGGAUGGAUAACACAGGAGAGACAUUACCAGACGGAAGUAAGUUGGAAAGUAUUGUUUUCGUGUGCUGGAACUAA
Messenger RNA from Mucor mucedo, 555 nucleotides. RefSeq lists its product as uncharacterized. The coding region runs from base 1 to 555 and encodes 184 amino acids. The transcript is spliced from 3 exons. The record is from RefSeq and is a predicted model, not a curated record. Gene Ontology annotation, molecular function: protein binding. Lineage: Eukaryota; Fungi; Mucoromycota; Mucoromycetes; Mucorales; Mucoraceae. Gene Ontology annotation, cellular component: endoplasmic reticulum; Dsc E3 ubiquitin ligase complex. Gene Ontology annotation, biological process: protein processing.